This is a messenger RNA of Ananas comosus (pineapple), 6182 nucleotides long. RefSeq names its product transcription initiation factor TFIID subunit 1. NCBI's taxonomy places the organism in Eukaryota, Viridiplantae, Streptophyta, Magnoliopsida, Poales, Bromeliaceae. The coding region runs from base 351 to 5747 and encodes 1798 amino acids. The transcript has 21 exons. Gene Ontology annotation, molecular function: RNA polymerase II general transcription initiation factor binding; histone acetyltransferase activity; RNA polymerase II general transcription initiation factor activity. Gene Ontology annotation, biological process: transcription by RNA polymerase II; RNA polymerase II preinitiation complex assembly. Gene Ontology annotation, cellular component: transcription factor TFIID complex. The record is from RefSeq and is a predicted model, not a curated record.
UUUUUUUUUUUCAAUUUUUUUGCCAUUAAAACCAAUCGAGAGAAACCCCUCCGUCCCGCCACAGCAUUUACGGCUAUUACCACCGACGGGGUCGCAUGAGGACGCGUGAGUCAGCCAUCACCGUCCGUUGAUGGAGGAUCGGACGGCGGAUCAAAGACCUCCGCAUGCGCCGCCGCCCGUACAAUAACUCUCCCCGUACCUCCUCUCCCAAAUCUCAUACCAAGCUCCCUCUUUUCCCCCUUCGCCCUCUCUCUCUCUCUCUCUCUCUCUCUCUCUCUCUCGCUUCGUGUUGCUGAGACGUUUAGGGCGGAGCUAAGAAGGGGGAGGAAUCGCCCUAGGGCAUCAAUCAGAUGGAUGAUGAUGAAGAUGACUAUGAGGACUUUGGUGGAGGGAAUCGCCUCCUGGGAUUUAUGUUUGGCAAUGUCGAUGAUUCCGGUGAUCUGGAUGCGGAUUAUCUUGAUGCGGAUGCAAAGGAGCACCUUUUUGCCUUGGCCGACAAGCUUGGACCAUCCUUAAAAGACAUUGAUUUAGUCCAAUCUUCCCCUGCACCAACUGAUGCUCCUGAACAAGAUUACGAUGAGAAGGCUGAAGAUGCUGUUGAUUAUGAAGACAUUGAUGAACAAUAUGAUGGGCCUGAAGUUCAGUCCACCACAGAGGAAGAUCAUUUACUGCCGAAGAAAGAAUAUUUCUCUUCAAAUGCCCUGCAUGCUUCUUUGGACGAUAAAGCUCCUGUAUUUGAUGAGGAGAAUUAUGAUGAAGAUGAGGAAGCUCCAAAAGUCGAUGAGGUGGUGGAAAAUAAUGCUGCUCUGCAAAGUUCUUUUUCAGCAGAUGCUAUUCCAGCCGAGAAGUUGGAAUCUGUUCCUCAGAAGGAAAAUUCUUCUGAUGACAAUGUCGCGAAGGAAGAAAAUGCAGAUUUUGAAUUAGAAGAUUUUCAGGAAGAAGCUGUUAUUGAACAAGAGCAAAUUGAAUCCAAAACUGCUACCUCCCUUCCUGUUCUGUAUGUUGAGGAUGGCAUAGUGAUUCUGAGGUUUUCUGAAAUUUUUGGUGUCAAUGAGCCUAUAAAGAAAGCUAGAAAGGAUCAUCAUAGGCGUCCAACAAAUAAAGACUGGGUCAGAACCUUAGAUGUUGCUGAUAUUGUGGAAGAAGAUGAGGAGGUCUUUUUAAGAAGUGCUGAUCAAAAUUUCUCUACUGCUAAGCAUUUGAGGGUAGAAAAAGGUGUUUCCGAUAGUGAUGUUGAACAGGAAAUAUCUGAUAUCAGUGUGCAACUAAGAGACUCCUGUAUAAGUGCGCAACCAAUGAAGGACGAUAUCACAACGGAUAUGCGUGUUGCUCAGAAAUCGCCUUUUUGCCCUAAUUUUUAUCCACUUGAUCAGGAAGAUUGGGAAGAUGCAAUUAUUUGGGGAAAUUCACCAGCAGCAAGCCAUGGUUACUCAGAAAAUUGUGCAGUAUCUGAACUUGAUGUUGGGAUGCAUUCUGAAGCUGAAAUUGAAUGCCAUGAACAAGGUACUUCUGGUGCCAGAGAAAAUGUAACUUCAACAAAUUAUCAAUCCUUUGAGAAGAGUUACCAUCCAGAACUAUUGAGAUUAGAGUCUCCUCCUGAGAGGAGUAAAUUAUAUUCUUCUGAUCCAAACAAUGUAAAUGGGGCGACAGAGGUUUGCAAAGGUGAUGCUUUAAAGCGUUUCAGCAAACUCUCCUUGUUGAAUAAGGAAUUAUUAGAAGGCUCAUGGGUGGACAAUAUCAUCUGGGAUUCAACUGAUGACAUCCCAAAACCAAAGCUGAUUCUUGACCUUCAAGAUGACCAAAUGCUCUUUGAAGUUCUAGAUGAGAAACAUGGUGAGCAUCUUCGCUCUCAUGCAGGUGCUAUGGUAGUGCCUCGCACGUUGAGGUCUUCGAUAGAACAGCGCUUAGAUCUUCAUAGCCAGGGAAUGACUUCAGCUGGGCGGUUCAAUAUUUCGAAUGACAAAUAUUAUUCCAACAGAAAGACGACUCAGCAAGCCAAAACCCAUGCUAAAAAGCGUGCUCACCUGGGUAUAAAAGUCAUGCAUUCUGUACCAGCUUUGAAACUGCAAACAAUGAAGCCCAAGUUAAGCAAUAAGGAAAUUGCCAACCUGCAUAGACCAAAAGCCUUGUGGUAUCCUCAUGAGAAUGAAAUAGCUGCCAAGGUUCAAGGAGUUGCUUGCCCCAGUGGACCAAUGCGAGUUAUACUGACGAGUAUGGGAGGAAAAGGAGUCAUUCUUCAUGUCAAUGCGGAGGAAAAUGUGUCAUCUGUAAAACUGAGAGCAUCUAAGAAGCUAGAUUUCAAACCAUCUGAGAAAGUCAAAAUCUUUUAUUCUGGAAAAGAGCUUGAGGAUGAUAAUUCUUUGGCUAUGAAAAACGUGAGACCCAACUCCAUACUUCAUCUUGUGCGAACAAAAAUACAUGUAUGGCCAAGGGCACAAAAGUUGCCUGGUGAGAGCAAGCCCCUGCGACCUCCCGGAGCAUUUAAAAAGAAAUCUGAACUAUCUGUUAAAGAUGGACAUGUCUUUCUGAUGGAGUAUUGCGAGGAAAGGCCUUUGCUUCUGGGAAAUGCUGGGAUGGGGGCAAGACUUUGUACAUAUUACCAGAAAAGUGCAGUAGGGGACCAAACUGCUGUGUCUCUACGAAAUGGGAACAAUGACCUGGGUACGGUUCUCACGCUUGAGCCAGCAGACAAAUCUCCUUUUCUUGGAGAUGUAGGUCCUGGUUGCAGCCAAUCAUGUCUGGAAACAAACAUGUACCAUGCUCCGAUAUUUCCUCAUAAAUUGUCUUCCACGGACUAUCUCUUGGUUCGUUCUGCCAAAGGGAUGCUUUCUCUUCGCCGAAUUGAUAAACUAUAUGUAGUUGGACAACAAGAGCCUCACAUGGAAGUUCUCUCUCCUGGAUCCAAAAAUAUGCAGACAUAUCUUAUUAACAGGAUGCUCGUAUAUGUGUACCGCGAGUUUCGUGCUAGAGAGAAGCCUGGUUUCCUUCCUCAUAUUCGAUAUGAUGAGUUGGCAUCUCAGUUCCCUAAUCUGACAGAUGCUUUUGUGAGAAAACGCUUAAAACAUUGUGCUGACUUGAAGAAAGGACCAAAUGGGCACUUGUCUUGGGUGAAAAGGCGUGAUUUUCGUAUUCCAUCAGAAGAGGAAUUGAGGCGAAUAUUAUUGCCAGAAAAUGUAUGUUGUUAUGAAAGUAUGCAAGCUGGCAUGUACCGUCUCAAACGCUUGGGAAUACAGAGGCUUACUCACCCUGUUGGGCUUUCUUCUGCAAUGAAUCAGCUUCCUGAUGAAGCUAUUGCACUUGCCGCAGCUUCACAUAUUGAGAGGGAAUUGCAAAUAACUCCAUGGAAUCUUACUAGCAAUUUUGUUGCUUGUACCAACCAGGACCGGGAAAAUAUAGAACGGUUGGAAAUUACAGGUGUUGGUGAUCCAUCCGGUCGUGGACUAGGAUUUAGCUAUGUCCGUGUUACUCCUAAAGCACCUAUUUCGAAUUCGACUGCUAAAAAGAAGUCAGCUGCUGCACGAGGGGGGUCAACAGUGACUGGCACUGAUGCUGAUCUACGCAGAUUGAGCAUGGAUGCAGCACGCGAGGUUCUUUUAAAAUUUAAUGUUCCAGAGGAGCAAAUUGAUAAGUUGACAAGGUGGCAUCGGAUUGCUUUAGUUCGGAAGAUGUCGAGUGAGCAAGCUGCAUCGGGAGUUAAAGUUGAUGCAACAACGCUCAACAAGUUUGCGCGUGGCCAGCGGAUGUCAUUCCUGCAGCUUCAGCAGCAGGCUAGAGAGAAAUGCCAAGAAAUUUGGGAUCGACAAGUUCAAAGUCUUUCGGCUGUUGAUGGUGAUGAAAAUGAUAGUGAGGCUGAAGCAAAUAGUGACCUGGAUUCAUUUGCUGGAGAUCUUGAGAAUUUGCUAGAUGCAGAAGAGCUUGAUGAAGAAGAUGCUGGUAAAAUAGAUUUGAGAAGCAGCAAAGCAGAUGGUAUGAGAGGGUUCAAAAUGAGAAGGGGCCCAUCUCAAGCUCGAACUGAAGAGGAAAUUGAAGAUGAUGAGGUUGAAGCUGCUGCUAUAAUUAGACUGCUUGAAGAGGAUGAAAGUGACACAAAAAGAAAGAAGAAACUUGCUGAGAAAGUAGGUGGUGGCUCUCGUUUAGAUCUUGAGAGUGCAGACCCUACCAAGAAAAUUAAGGUUGGGAAAAUUACUACACCUAUUCCUGGCGUCUCACUGACCUCUAAGGAGUUAAGAGAAACUGAAGAGGUUGGUAAGUUUCUUCCUGAAGGAAGCUAUUCCACUAAAAUACAACUAAAAAAAGGUGAUGACAUGCAUGUUGGGCUUGUAAAGAAGAAAAGUGCUUUAUCAAAAGAUGGCCUUAAGGUUUUUAAAGAAAAGAAGCCAGGUGAUAAAUCAGCAAGAGAAAGCAUCGUCUGUGGAGCUUGUGGUCAGCUUGGGCACAUGCGGACCAACAAAAACUGCCCCAAAUAUGGAGAAGAUUUAGAAACAUCGGAAUUAGAAACUGUCCCUACUAAAUCUAAUCUUCUUGACGUUGCUAAUCAAGUUCAGGCUAAAACCCCAGGCAAGAAAUUAGUACCUAAGAUUUCAGCAAAAUUGCCUGAUGCUGAAGCACCUGAAAAUUCUGAGAAGCCAAAAAUUCUCCCGGUGAAGUUCAAAUUUGGGUCAGCUGAGAAGUCCUUAGAGAAAAGCUUGCCGGGCACUCUGGUUCCUGAUCAACAAAUUGCAGAUACUAAUAUAGAUGCCAAAUCAACAGGAAAGAUCAAUAAGAUAAAAAUAUCGAACAAGACAAAGUCGGAAGAUGUUCGCCAUGAAAUUCACAAGCCAUCUGUUGUGAUACGCCCCCCAGCCGACAUGGAGAAAGACCAACCUCGGAAGAAGAUCAUUUUCAAGCAGCCGAAAGUUCUUAGUAAUGUGGAACAUUCCAAAAAAGUUGACAUUGGAAGGGAUCAGGAGUAUAAAAAGAUGAGGAGAAUUGCUGAAUUAUCAAGCAUUGGGAAACAAAAUAAGCAGGAGAGCCAGUGGUUCAUGGAAGAAACUAGUCAGAGAAAUCCCAUAUACGAGAGGACAUUAUGGGGUGAUGAAAAGAAAAGCAAAGGUAAGGAGAGAAUAAAAGAAGACAGAAGUUGGAGAGUGCAAGAGGAUGAAAGGACGAUGAGGUUAUCUGAUUCUAGGAUGUAUGAUGAAGCAACGAAGGAUGAAGAGAUGGAAAAUGCAAGGAAGAAGAAGAAGAAAAAGAAGAAACCUGAUUUCAGGGAUGAUUACUCAGUAGACCAUAGACCAUACAGAAAUGAUAGAAGGAUACCUGAAAGGGAUCGAGCUGCAAAGAGACGUUCUGUGGUUGAUAUAUCUGAACAUGCACCAUCGACAAAACGACGUAGAGGAGGAGAGGUCGAGCUAUCCAAUAUGUUGGAGCGGAUAGUUGACAGCCUGAGGGGUCACAUCGAAGUAUCAUAUCUCUUCCUCAAACCUGUGACCAAGAAAGAAGCUCCGGAUUACUUCGACAUAAUAAAGCGUCCGAUGGAUCUUUCGACCAUCAGGGACAAGGUGAGGAGCAUGGAGUACAAGAACCGGGAGGAUUUCAGACACGACGUGUGGCAGAUCACAUAUAAUGCGCACAAAUACAACGACGGCCGCAACCCCGACAUCCCUCCCCUUGCUGACCAGCUCCUCGAACUUUGCGACUACCAGCUGGAGGAGUACGAUCUCGAGUUGACCAAUGCAGAAGCUGGUAUCGAAUUAAAAGAUUUCUAGAUAAGGAAUGAUAAUUAUUCUUUUUCUAUUAUUUAUAUAUAUAUAUAUAUAUAUAUAUAUAUAUAUAUAUUCCUGCUGAUUAGUGAAUAGUUUGGUUGGAGCCUGCAGCAGCUGCAAAUAUGUUGUAUUUUUCCUGCUAGUUAAUGUGCUGCAGCCUUCACAGCAAGCAGAUUGUAGAGGUACCCACACUCCCCCCACCCCGGCUCCCCUCUUUUUUCCUGUAACAUCCGCGCUGUACAUAGCAUAUAAUCUCAGGGUGGUUUUACUUUGCUUCAAUAAUGAUGAUUUUUGUUCAAUGAUCAAAUGAGUAUAUUUGUCUCUUUGCCGGCUGCCGAUUUUUGUCAACUAGAAUUCGGUUUUGCGACGAGUUGGCUAGCAGUCAGUCGGCUUUUGUAGCAUCGUUGCUGACUGUAUUUCAGCUUUUCAGACUUCAUG